Drosophila arizonae is the source of this 1014-nucleotide messenger RNA. It is a transcript of the gene PIG-C, whose product is annotated as phosphatidylinositol glycan anchor biosynthesis class C. Lineage: Eukaryota; Metazoa; Arthropoda; Insecta; Diptera; Drosophilidae. Gene Ontology annotation, biological process: GPI anchor biosynthetic process. The record is from RefSeq and is a predicted model, not a curated record. Gene Ontology annotation, cellular component: membrane; glycosylphosphatidylinositol-N-acetylglucosaminyltransferase (GPI-GnT) complex.
UAUCAGCUGAUUGCUUGUAAACAAACCAAUUGUCAAUAAAUGUAUUUGGUUCUAAUUAAAAAAUGGCUAAAACCACGCACGGUAAGCGUAAGCCUUGGGUCAAGAACCUCUACUCAAAUCGUGACUAUCCGGACAACUAUACGGAUGUGAGUUUUCUGAAAGAUUUGCAAACGAAUCUUCACGUACGACUUUAUACGUUCGGUGAGGCUGUUGCCGGCAUCACCGUGCUGAACAAUCAAAUAUCCUGCAUAACUGGCUUUCUGAUACUCUACUAUAUGAUGCUCAGCGAUAGCGUUGGACCAACGAGUAUACUGGUGCCCACGUGCAUCAUCACUGGCAUCGGAUAUUUAUAUUAUCGGGGCAGCAGUCUCAGCAUGAAAUUGCUGGGCGAGGACUCGAAGACGCUGUGCACGGUGCUGCUCUUUGGUUACAUCUUCUCACCGAUGCUGCAUACCCUGACACAGGCCAUUAGUACGGACACCAUAUAUACAACGACAUUCUUUGUGAUGCUCUUCAAUCUUAUGUUCUCCGACUACGGCCUGGUCGUGGCCAUGGUCUCCAAGGCCGUAUCCCUCAAUGCAGCCAUAUUCGGAGCUAUAUGCUUGGCGUCACGUCUGUCUACGUCGUAUCACGCCUUUGUGCUGCUCGUGGAGGCGGCAAUCUUCUUUGUGCUCUAUCCCAUCAUAACAGCGGCCACAUGGCACGCCCUAUGCAUGGUGCCCAUCUUCUGCAUAUGCUGUGCGGCGCUCUAUUACAUAUCGCGGCCCGUGCUAUAUCUAUAUGCCUGCACCACGCUUUUCAUUAACUUCGCCUGUCCGCUCAUAUUCGUGAGGAACCAAAGGCAUAAGUUCAAUAUUCACGGACCGUGGGAUGAGGCGAUUGUCGAGGAGAACACCGACAAGAAUCUGGAUGAGAACUUAUAGCGUCAGCUUCGCUUCUCAGAGAUGCAAUGCAUUGAUGACGGGGAGCACGAGCCAGAGCAAUAAAUAUUUUCUUUAUGUCAAGCACAGUCUU